Molecule: messenger RNA, 471 nt
Organism: Cooperia oncophora
Lineage: Eukaryota; Metazoa; Nematoda; Chromadorea; Rhabditida; Trichostrongylidae
Source: the annotation of a GenBank genome assembly
AUGGAAUCAAAGGAACCUAUAGCACCACUGGAGUUCGAAGGAGCUCCCGUGACAAUGGUCAAGACAAAAGAAGAAUUAGAACGGUUAAGAGACACACUGAACAAUUGCCAAGAGUUUGCUGUGGAUUUGGAGCAUCACGACUACCGUACUUACCUUGGUUUGACCUGUCUCAUGCAAAUAUCCACAAGAACGGGAGACUAUAUCGUCGAUCCAUUCCCAUUAUGGAAUGAGAUGCACAUUCUCAAUGAUCCUUUUACGAAUCCUGGAAUUUUAAAGGUAUUUCAUGGAGGCGAGCACGAUAUCGAGUGGUUGCAAAGAGAUUUUGGAAUCUAUGUGGUUAAUAUGUUUGACACAGGAAGAGCUAUGCGCCGUCUUGAGAUGCAAAAAUUCAGUUUACGUUAUCUGGUGCAACAUUACUGUGAUAUAACUUUGAACAAGAAGUAUCAGCUGGCAGACUGGAGAGAACGGUAA